CUCGGGACUGAGCCCAGAGUCUCGCUGCCCGCGCCAUGGCAGAGGUGGAAGAAACCCUAAAGAGGAUCCAGAGCCAUAAAGGGGUUAUUGGAACAAUGGUUGUAAACGCAGAAGGCAUUCCGAUCCGAACAACCUUGGACAACUCAACAACAGUUCAAUAUGCAGGUCUUCUUCACCAGCUGACUAUGAAAACCAAGAGCACAGUCCGUGAUAUCGACCCACAGAACGACCUGACUUUUCUUAGGAUCAGAUCAAAGAAACAUGAAAUCAUGGUAGCACCAGAUAAGGAAUAUCUCCUGAUUGUCAUUCAGAAUCCUUGUGAAUAGACCCACUGCAGCCAGUUGCGUCUUGGGAUGCUGGAUUGAAAACACCCAACUCUAACGAUUACUAAGAUUGUAUUACAAUCUACGUGAUCUUUUUGGACAUACUGUCAUAUUAAAACUAUCCUAUAUGUCUUCAUUUUGUCCCUUUGAAUGUAUUAAAAGUUGUGAUUUAGCUGUU
Molecule: messenger RNA, 501 nt
Organism: Talpa occidentalis (Iberian mole)
Lineage: Eukaryota; Metazoa; Chordata; Mammalia; Eulipotyphla; Talpidae
Gene: DYNLRB2
Product: dynein light chain roadblock-type 2
Exons: 4
Coding region: 36-326 (96 amino acids)
Biological process (GO): microtubule-based movement
Cellular component (GO): cytoplasm; cytoplasmic dynein complex; centrosome
Molecular function (GO): dynein intermediate chain binding
Source: RefSeq, a predicted model, not a curated record